This is a messenger RNA of Dicentrarchus labrax (European seabass), 1702 nucleotides long. RefSeq names its product olfactomedin-like 3a (gene olfml3a). Gene Ontology annotation, molecular function: protein binding. The record is from RefSeq and is a predicted model, not a curated record. The coding region runs from base 257 to 1462 and encodes 401 amino acids. NCBI's taxonomy places the organism in Eukaryota, Metazoa, Chordata, Actinopteri, Moronidae. The transcript is spliced from 3 exons. Gene Ontology annotation, biological process: signal transduction.
GGGUAAGAGGCACAAGGCUCCUCCCUGAGAGUUUGUGAAAACAUUCCAGCAAAGUGAGAGCGGUCAAAGAAUUGGAAACUCUCAGAGCGGCCUCUUACUCUCUCUAUCUCUCUGCACAUGUAGUUACACUGUACACAAGUGUUUAUAGGUUGUGUGAAGUCUUGCGGGGGGGAACACAUCAAAGAGGGAAACCUGAAGAAUCCUCUAAAACCUGGACAGACAAAGAAACCUCAGCUGUCCCAUUGAUCGGCUCACAAUGAAGCCGGUGUUAGUCCUCCUUGUUUCCACUGCCUGGACCUUUACUGGAGCCCAGUAUUACUACCAGGGGCUGAUGGAUUAUCUGGAGAACAGGUUGUUGGCUAUUGAGGAUCGAAUUCAGUUUUGGCAUGACCAAUCCCAUCGCUACCACACAGAGCUGCAGGAUUUUAAAAAGCUAACUGCUGAGGCCAUGGACGGCCUGAAGAACGAGCACAGCUUGCUGUUCAAAGACCUUGAAGGAGCUGCUGUCAAAGUGGACCGGGUGGAGCGAGAGAUGGACUAUGUGGAGACUCAGACUUCCCCUCGGGCCUGUGCGAAUAAGGCAGAGAAGGUAGUGGAGCAGGGAGCCUGGGGGCUGGAGGAGAGCAGAGGAGAGGAAGAGGAGGAAGACUGGGAGGAGCUGUACUCCAGAGUCUCUGACUGUGUGGAAAUCAUCUCUAGCAUCAGAUCAGUGAAGAUCCUGAAGCGAGUGGGCAGUCCCAAGGGCAUGUGGACCAGGGACCCCAGGUCGUCCAAGGUUUACGUCUUUAAUGGGACAUCCGGAGAAAGCAUCUACCAGUUCAACUCUGUACGUGACUUUUCCCGCUCUCCUGGUGUCACUAGCAGCAGACAGAUCAGGCUUCCCUCUGAGUGGAGCGGUCCUGGCAGCGCUGUUUAUAACGGCUAUUUGUACUACAUACAGCAGGAGGCCGAUACAGACGUGCAGGUGGUUAAAUAUGACCUGCUGAGUGGCUCGGUGACAGACAUUGCCAUGUUCCCUGUGGAGAGCCAAGCUACUGUUUACAACCUCAACCCAGAAACUGUUGCGGACCUCGCAGCAGACGACGAGGGCCUGUGGCUCCUGUACGCUACCAGCGACAGCGAACCAAACAUCCACCUCGCACAGAUGGACCCUGCCACGCUCGACAUAGAGCAAAUCUGGGACACCCGCUGCCCACGGGAGAACGCGGAGGCGGCUUUUGUAGUCUGUGGGACUGUCUAUGUCGUUUACAACACCCGCCUGGCCAGCCGGUCUCGGGUUCAGUGCGUGUUUGACGUCAACGACAUGGUGGUCAGCGAGGAGGCUCCCCUGCUCUACUUUCCAAGGAGAUAUGGAUCUCACGCUAGUCUGAAAUACAACCCUGAGGAGAAACAGCUCUAUGGCUGGGACGAUGGCUACCAAAUCAUCUACAGACUGACCAUGAAGAGGAAACUCCUGGUCUGACAGCAGGGAAGGGGUGUCAUGUUUUCAAAGGAAAGGAUGAAAACUAGGAGCAGUAAAUUUGUUCCCGCUAUGUCUCUCAGUAGCCUGCAGGCUUUUCAUUCAUGGUAGAUUUAAUACACAUCACACAUUUUUAUGCUAAUUAAAUAGCUUUUGAACUAUUAUUUAUUAAUUUGUUCCCUUUCUUACAUGUGUAAUAUAACAAAACACAACGAAACAAAGAUAAAAAACAUGAAAAUGUCA